Molecule: messenger RNA, 1000 nt
Organism: Coregonus clupeaformis (lake whitefish)
Lineage: Eukaryota; Metazoa; Chordata; Actinopteri; Salmoniformes; Salmonidae
Product: protein THEM6
Exons: 5
Coding region: 79-774 (231 amino acids)
Source: RefSeq, a predicted model, not a curated record
UGUGCUGCUGGUAGAAUACUGGCGACUCAGUCAACGGCUUCUUCCGCUGCGCAGCACAUCUCCAUAAAAACGAUAGAGAUGUUGCUGUGUGCUCUGGGGGGCCUGCUGCUGCUGCUGUUCUCCUGUCUGGAUGUCUGGUACUUCCUGCGGGGGGCGGUGGUGGUGGUGCAGGCCUGGUUUCAACCCCCGGUCUGGGACGUCCUGGCAGAGCAGAGUGUUCCUGGGAGGGUCCUACCUCAUGACCUGGACUAUAUGGGUCACAUGAACAACGCCAGAUACCUCCGGGAGUGUGACUUCGCCAGGUUCCACCAUUACAUGCGUAACGGGAUCUGUAAAGCGCUGCGGACCCUGGGGGCCACUAUGGUGGUCGGGGCCUCCACCAUUCGCUACCGACGCUCGCUGGCCUUCGGGGAAGCAUUUGACUUGCGCACCCGCAUCGUGGCAUGGGACGACAAGUCAUUCUUCGUGGAGCAGCGGUUUGUCUCCCAGGGCGACGGGUUCAUCUCCGCGGUGAUGCUAUGCAGACAGAACGUUCUCCGUAGCAACCCUGAGAGCAUCCUACAGCUGCUCUGCAAGCGGAAGGUGGAGUGUCCCGACUACCCUGAGGAUCUGCAGCACUGGAUCAGCUUCAUCUCAGCCAGCAGCCAGGCACUGAGAGCCCAGAGUGGACUAGUGGACAAGACUGGAGCACAGGAAGACAAAGACAAGCAACAGUCCAGACUAGAACACCAGGCAACAGUCCAGACUAGAACACCAGGCAACAGUCCAGACUAGAACACCAGGCAACAGUCCAGACUAGAACACCAGGCAACAGUCCAGACUAGAACACCAGGCAACAGUCCAGACUAGAACACCAGGCAACAGUCCAGACCAGAACACCAGGUAACAGUCCAGACUAGAACACCAGGCAACAGUCCAGACUAGAACACCAGGUAACAGUCCAGACUAGAACACCAGGUAACAGUCCAGACUAGAACACCAGGCAACAGUCCGAUGCAAG